GUCAGGGGUCCCUCCAACCAGUAUCGGCCGUUUAUACUGUCACAUGACAUGACACUAAGAGUAACUCUCGCGCCAAAGCAUCCAAGUAGCGCGCAUAGACGUGGCAACUUUGGAAAUCUCGUUCGGCCUUCGUUCUUCCAACUCGACUGCUUGCAACGAAAUGAACGGAGUACCAUCAUUCUCCAUACAGGAUGUGAACUGGAGAUCCCUUCUGCCAAGGAACAAAGAGAUAGACUGGGAUCUACUUUCCAGUUAUGCGGGUUUACUCGGUCUUGCUUGUUUAUCCAUUUAUUGUGGGGCAUAUGGGUCUGUGGGGAGCGGGAAAGACAAGGAGAAGAAAAAGACAGAGAAGGACGAGGAUGAGGAUGAGAGUGAGGACAACGAUGAAGAUAUGGAGGUAGUUUCAUUGGAGGACGCGUGGUGGUUUCCUGUCAUCGGCUCCUUCGUUCUUUUCGGCCUCUUCCUCGUGAUCAAGUAUUUUGGCAAGGAAUGGAUUAACUGGGUUUUAGGGUGGUAUUUCUCUUUUGCCGGCGUUGGAAGUAUCGCUCGUUCAGCGAUCGCCUUGACAAAGUUUGUUAUUGGACGAGAGCGAUGGGGGCAGUUCGAGAGGAUCGAGAUCAAAGUAAACAAGGGAAAGUCCGGGAAGAGUAAAGUUGAGAAGUCUGGCGAUGGCGACAAGAAGAAGAAAGAUGAAACGCUCCUGUCAAUUUCAUGGAGAACGCCAUCCAUGUUCCUCAUAGCUCUAUCCACGAUACCAUCCGUCUUAUACAGACUCUCGCCCCCGAGUCGGAGAUCGGUGUUAUUUACGGAUAUCCUGGCGAUGUCCUUUUCGCACAAUGCCUUAUCGUUGAUCAAGCUGGAUUCAUUUGCCACAGGGUGUGCACUUUUGAGUGGGUUAUUCGUAUAUGACAUUUGGUGGGUGUUUGGGACGCGCGUGAUGGUGGAAGUGGCGACUGGCCUUGACGUGCCCAUCAAACUUUUGUGGGCAAAGUCACUCCACUUCUCUGAUGCAAGAGGUUUCACCAUGCUUGGACUGGGUGAUAUUGUGAUCCCUGGAACAUUUAUCACGCUUGCGUUGAGGUUCGAUUUAAGGAACGGUCGAACAAGAACACCCUGGUUUUUCUAUGGGACGCUUACUGCAUACGUCCUCGGACUUGUGGCAACUAUGACAGUGAUGCACGUAUGGGGACAUGCACAGCCCGCACUAUUGUAUUUGAGCCCAGGAUGCAUUGGAGGCUUCGUUUUGGUUGCCGUUCUGAGAGGAGAAUUAGCCGAGGCUUGGAAGUGGAAGUGUUGAUCGGGACAUUGUACAUAGCUACCGAGAUCCGGAGGCCGUCGGAGCCAUUAAUACACAUUGUUUUCCGAG
Molecule: messenger RNA, 1366 nt
Organism: Marasmius oreades (fairy-ring Marasmius)
Lineage: Eukaryota; Fungi; Basidiomycota; Agaricomycetes; Agaricales; Marasmiaceae
Exons: 6
Coding region: 161-1297 (378 amino acids)
Biological process (GO): membrane protein proteolysis
Cellular component (GO): lumenal side of endoplasmic reticulum membrane; membrane; cytoplasmic side of endoplasmic reticulum membrane
Molecular function (GO): aspartic endopeptidase activity, intramembrane cleaving
Source: RefSeq, a predicted model, not a curated record